Messenger RNA from Entrophospora sp. SA101, 846 nucleotides. Lineage: Eukaryota; Fungi; Glomeromycota; Glomeromycetes; Entrophosporales; Entrophosporaceae. The record is from the annotation of a GenBank genome assembly.
AUGGAGCCAACAAGACGUAGCGGAAGAAUUCAAAACAAAAAAUUGGUAGAUACCAAGGAUAAUAAAAAAGAUACAAAUAGCAAUAUUGUUCAAGACAAUAGUGUGGCAAAGCUUGUUAACGAUAAUAGUAAAAAUGAUACGGUUGGUAGUGGUAAAGAUAGUAAUAAUAAGAGCAACAAGCGUGGUAGAAAACCAAAAAAUUCCAAUUUAGAAAAUAGUAAUAACAAUGAUAUCGAUAAUUCUGGUGGAAAAGAUGAUGCGAAUAAUGAUAAUAGUGUAAAUACUAGCGCAAAGUCUAAUAGAGGUAGAAAGAAAAAGGUAGCAACAGUUGAAAUUGAUAAAAAAGGAACAGAAGAACAAAAAUCAUCUCCAACCACUACCGUUACUACUACUACCUCCUCAACCAGAGGAAGAAAGAAAAAAAUAGCUGAUGGAGAUGACAAAUCUGGUGAAUCUAAUACAAUGGAUGCAACUAUUAACGAGCCAGGAACUGAAGUUAAUAAAGAAAUAAUCAAGAGUGCUAUUACCACCACUAAAACUAAGCCAACAAAGGGAAGAAAGAAGAAAGAAGUAACUUUUGAUAAUGAACCUGCAGAAAAUAAAAAUAUUUUUGACGUAGAAAUGGAUGUUGAACCAUCCGCAUCCGCUAAUACUACAACCACCAAAACCAAAUCAACAAGAGGAAGAAAGAAAAAAGCAGCCGAUGACGAGAGUGACAAGGCUAUUGAUAAUAACACUGAAUCCAAUACAGUUGCUGAUGCAGAAAUAAACACACAAACUAAAUCUUCCAAAGUUACCAGCACUACUGCUAAAACUACCAAGGGAGAAGAAGGAAAAGAAAGGUAA